UCGCUGUUUGCUUCCUCUCUGAAGCAUGAAGUGCUAAAAAUCAGCAGACGAUUAUUUUGUUACUUUCAGAGGAUCAAAGGAUCUGUGUGGGUUACUGAGUGGAUUGCUAACCAGUCAAGAUGUCUCGGGGUUCCAUUGAGAUCCCACUUCGGGACACAGAUGAGGUCAUUGAGCUGGACUUUGACCAGCUUCCUGAAGGAGACGAGGUCAUCAGCAUUCUGAAACAGGAACAUACACAACUGCACAUAUGGAUAGCACUGGCGUUGGAGUACUACAAGCAAGGCAAAACUGAAGACUUUGUAAAGCUGUUGGAGGCUGCACGUAUAGAUGGAAACCUUGAUUACAGAGAUCAUGAAAAAGACCAGAUGACCUGUCUGGACACUUUAGCAGCUUACUACGUUCAGCAAGCACGUAAAGAGAAAAAUAAAGAUGCCAAGAAAGAGCUCAUCACACAAGCCACCCUCCUUUACACAAUGGCAGACAAGAUCAUCAUGUAUGAUCAGAACCAUCUUCUUGGAAGAGCUUGUUUCUGCCUCUUGGAAGGAGAUAAGAUGGAUCAAGCAGAUGCUCAGUUUCACUUUGUGCUUAAUCAGUCCACCAACAAUAUUCCAGCGUUGCUUGGGAAGGCUUGCAUCUCCUUCAAUAAGAAGGAUUACAGAGGAGCACUUGCAUAUUACAAGAAAGCCUUGCGUACGAACCCUGGCUGCCCAGCUGAGGUACGUCUUGGAAUGGGUCACUGUUUUGUAAAGCUCAAUAAACUGGAAAAAGCCCGUCUGGCAUUUGGAAGAGCUCUAGAGCUCAACUCAAAAUGUGUGGGAGCACUUGUUGGUUUAGCUGUUUUGGAGCUCAACAACAAAGAAGCCGACUCCAUCAAGAAUGGAGUUCAGCUCCUGUCUCGGGCUUAUACCAUUGACCCCAGCAACCCCAUGGUGCUGAACCAUUUGGCCAACCACUUCUUCUUUAAAAAGGACUACAGUAAAGUGCAGCAUUUGGCACUACAUGCUUUUCAUAAUACUGAAGUUGAGGCCAUGCAAGCUGAGAGCUGUUACCAGUUGGCUAGAUCUUUUCAUGUGCAGGAGGACUAUGACCAAGCAUUUCAGUACUAUUACCAGGCCACUCAGUUUGCCUCAUCGACUUUUGUGUUGCCCUUCUUUGGGUUAGGCCAAAUGUAUGUUUAUCGAAGGGACAAAGAAAAUGCAGCCCAGUGUUUUGAAAAGGUUUUAAAGGCUUACCCAAACAACUAUGAAACUAUGAAAAUUCUUGGUUCCCUCUAUGCCACUUCAGAUGAUCAAGAAAAGAGAGACAUUGCCAAAGGUCAUUUGAAAAAGGUCACGGAGCAGUACCCAGAUGAUGUGGAGGCUUGGAUUGAGUUGGCUCAAAUCCUGGAGCAGACUGACAUCCAAGGAGCAUUGUCUGCUUAUGGGACAGCAACUCGUAUCCUGCAAGAGAAAGUGCAGGCAGAUGUCCCUCCUGAGAUUCUCAAUAACUUGGGAGCACUUCACUUCAGACUAGGAAACCUUGGAGAAGCAAAGAAAUAUUUCCUUGCAUCUCUGGAACGUGCCAAAGCAGAAGGGGAACAUGAUGAGCAUUACUACAAUGCAAUUUCUGUCACAACAUCUUACAAUUUGGCUCGACUUUAUGAAGCUAUGUGUGAAUUUCACGAAGCUGAGAAGCUUUACAAAAAUAUCCUGAGAGAGCAUCCUAAUUAUGUUGACUGUUAUUUGCGACUUGGAGCUAUGGCCCGUGAUAAAGGAAACUUCUAUGAGGCUUCAGAUUGGUUCAAAGAAGCUCUACAGAUUAAUCAGGAUCACCCAGAUGCCUGGUCUUUGAUUGGAAACCUUCACUUGGCUAAACAGGAGUGGGGUCCAGGGCAAAAGAAAUUUGAGCGUAUUCUAAAGCAGCCGUCAACACAAAAUGACACUUAUUCUAUGUUGGCUUUGGGUAACGUGUGGCUGCAGACACUGCAUCAGCCCACCAGAGACAGGGAAAAGGAAAAAAGACAUCAGGACAGAGCAUUGGCCAUUUACAAGCAAGUCCUGCGCAAUGACUCUAAGAACCUCUAUGCUGCCAAUGGCAUUGGUGCUGUCCUGGCCCAUAAGGGCUACUUCAGAGAGGCCCGUGAUGUGUUUGCUCAGGUGAGAGAAGCCACUGCAGAUAUCAGUGACGUCUGGCUCAACCUGGCUCACAUCUAUGUCGAACAGAAGCAGUACAUCAGUGCUGUACAAAUGUAUGAAAACUGCCUGAAGAAAUUUUACAAAUACCAAAAUACUGAGGUGCUGCUAUACCUUGCAAGAGCACUAUUCAAAUGUGGGAAACUCCAAGAGUGCAAACAGAUGCUUCUGAAGGCGCGUCAUGUGGCUCCAAGUGACACUGUGCUGAUGUUUAAUGUGGCUCUGGUGCUCCAGCGAUUAGCCACUCUUGUACUCAAAGAUGAAAAGAGCAACUUGAAGGCUGUGCUCAGUGCUGUCAAAGAGCUUGAACUAGCACACAGAUAUUUCAGCUACUUGAGCAAAGCUGGAGACAAAAUGCGGUUUGACCUUGCUCUUGCUGCUUCUGAAGCUAGGCAAUGCUCAGAUCUGCUGAGUCAGGCUCAGUAUCAUGUUGCUCGAGCCAGAAAGCAAGAUGAGGAGGAGAGGGAGAUGCGUGCCAAACAGGAACAAGAGAGAGACUUGCUACGACAACAGCUAUUAAAAGAACAGGAAGAAAAACGUAAUAGAGAGGCUGAGGAACAGAAGAAGCUUUUGGAGCAGAGAGCUUUGUAUGUGGAAAAGACCAAGAACCUGCUCACCUUUGCAGACGGACCAAAAGAAGUGGCCAAAGAAAAGAAGAAGGGUGGUGGAGGCCGCCGCAAGAAAGGAGGUGACAUGGAUGAGUUUGUUAAUGAUGAUUCUGAUGAGGACCUUCCCGUCAAAAAGAAGAAGAAAAGAAAGGGCAGUGGCAGUGAAGAGGAAGGGGAUGCCGAGGAAGGAGAGAAGAAACAGCGUAAAAAGAAGAGAAAGCCUGCUCGAAGUGGAGGAGAUGACAGUGAUGAGGAAGGAGAAUCACGGCCUAAAAAACAACGGAAACCUAAAGAACGCAAAAAGGCCCCUAGGCCCCAGCCGGAACGUUUGCCUCCUUCACUUAAAGGAAAAAUCAAAUCAAAGGCUAUCAUCUCUUCUUCUGACUCCUCUUCAGAUGAGGAUGGCUUGAAGAUAGCUGAAGACAGAAAUCGAGACAGUGGAUCAGGGUCUGAAGAUGAGGGUGGUCACCAGAAACGUAUUGCCUCAGACAGUGACUCUGAUGGAGGCAAGAACCGCUCAGGCAGUGAGGCUGGAAGUCCUCGGAGGUCUGGGGGCUCUGAUGAUGACUCAGGAAGUGACCGUCCAGUGAAGAAGAGGAGGAGGGUGCAGCGGCAGUCCGACUCUGAGCAGUCGGAUAAUGAGAGCAAGAGAAGUCGCUCUGGGUCUGAUGAGUCCCGUGCUGCAUCUCCGGCUCCAGCCUCAGACCGGGGAUCUGAAGCCGGAUCUGACAACGAGGGGUCACCACGGCGAUCGGAAAAUGCUUCUGAACCAGAAGCCUCUAAUAAUGAGGAUGACGACAGUGAUUAAAUGUUUUCUUAACUUUACUUAUCCUUCUCCUGAUUUUGCUUGUUCAUACAGACUAAAUGAGUAGUUGUUUUUUUGUAGGCCAUUUUGGUUUCCGUAUUACUACAGUUUAAUGUGAUGUACUGGUCUUAUCAGCCAUUUGCUACAGUGCUGACCUGCUUUUGUCUUUUGUUCAGUACAUGAACUACUUGCAUUAAAUGUCACUUUUGUAUUGUCUUUACACUAUGUGCAGAACAGUGCAAAAAUCAGUUUUUUUAAGAAUACACAAACUUGUAAUGCAUCAGAAUUGCAUUAUCUUAUGUAACAGUUUAAUGAUAUCUCCUCAAAACAGAUCUAGACUUAUUGUAAGAUUACCAGACCAAUUGCCCAGAAUAACUCUUGCACUUAGUAAGUGUUGGAGAAGUGUCUGUUCUGCAUCCCAGGCAACCAGAGUGGGGCCCAUGACUUUAUUUUAAACUCUACCCAGUACUGUAAAUUUGAACGAGUAAACAUUGCUUCUAUAAAGUCCUGGGGUCUCAUUUAUAAAGCACACAUACAUGCCUUUCCACAUUAACUUUAUGAGCUGUUAAAAAAUAAUGAAAUACAAAUGGGCAGCCUAGUCUAGAAACCUCUGGAUGUUGGGUGUUGAGACAUGAGUUUUUGUGGUUUGCAUUUUACCCAUACAUACAAUUUUACAAUGUUUUUAUAAAGAGACCCCUGAUCAGAUAUUACCAUUAAAAAUGUGGUCACACAA
Molecule: messenger RNA, 4317 nt
Organism: Boleophthalmus pectinirostris (great blue-spotted mudskipper)
Lineage: Eukaryota; Metazoa; Chordata; Actinopteri; Gobiiformes; Gobiidae
Gene: ctr9
Product: CTR9 homolog, Paf1/RNA polymerase II complex component
Exons: 23
Coding region: 120-3587 (1155 amino acids)
Biological process (GO): regulation of DNA-templated transcription
Cellular component (GO): Cdc73/Paf1 complex
Molecular function (GO): RNA polymerase II complex binding
Source: RefSeq, a predicted model, not a curated record